AUGAUAGUUAGAUCAUAUUCAGUCGAGGGUCAAGCGAGUCGUAGUGACGAGUAUUCCUUGUUUUAUAGUGAUGAAAUUUCAAAAUCAAUUGAACAUGAUUCGCUUUCAUUUCAAUUAACUCGAUUAAAAGCUGCAGCUUCGCCACCAUCGCCACCAAAACGAAAAUUAAUUUCAGUAAAAGUUCGUCAAACACCAACUAUAAAUGAAGUUCAUUGUUUUAAUGUUACAAAUAAUAAACCAUCAUCACCAACACAACAAACACCUGUUAUUAAUGCUUAA
Messenger RNA from Rotaria sordida, 279 nucleotides. The record is from the annotation of a GenBank genome assembly. Lineage: Eukaryota; Metazoa; Rotifera; Eurotatoria; Philodinida; Philodinidae.